UAUCAUUACGCAACGGACAGAUGAGGCGUAAUAAGCGUAACAAGUGAAAGAAAGUAACUAAAAUUAGUACCUCCGGCUCAAUAACCACACGGAUGUAUUUCAAUGAUACACUGCACAUUAUGGGUAAUGUAGUUUCUACCGGUACAAAUGCAGUCAUACCCGGAACUACACUUCCUAGUUACGGAAGUAAUAGAGAAACAGUUGUGUUCGUUUGGACAACGAGUUACUUUCUUUGGGACAUGUUGGGGCAAGUACCGUCACCCAAAUGAAGGCAAACAUCUUCGUUGUAAUGUUGCUGUUAAAACACUGAAACAACUGUACGUAGGCCGUUGUUUAGCGAAUAAGUCAUUGCCUUCUACGAGCUUGUUGUGUGAAAGUGGUCACAAUGUACAUUCUUAAACGCGUGGUGUGCGCUGGAGGCACCAUUGUCCAUCAAUGCACCUCCCUCACUGUGAGGAAUUUCUCUGCUUGCUAUUGCCUAACAUCCCCAAAGAGACACAGCCCGUACAGCUCAGUGGACUGUGAGCGCUACUCUUCCCUUGUAAAGUCUGUAAUGUCAUCCAGGGUCAGUUCCCAAACCCCUGAGACCCUGCUAACGGAGGAUGAGCACAUCUAUGGACCUGUUGUCAAAGCUCAAACGCCUUCCUCAAGACCAGAAAUGAGUGAACCCAAAACCCUUCAUCCAUUCGUACGCUGCGAAGAGAGUAUAGAAACAGAGGAGCCAGAGACAGGACCUCCAGCCCGGAUUUUGUUAAACCGGGGCCAGGGCAGAUCAUUCGUACCGAGUGUGACGCGCAUUCUUCAGCAGACGCUUUCCCAAGAGCAGAUCUUCUACCUGGAGAGGUGGAAGAGGAAGAUGAUCGCAGAGCUUGGAGAGGAAGGCUUUAAAGAAUACAGUCAGAAUUUAUUUAGGCAAGGGAAGCUUUUCCAUUCAGCUUUGGAGGACAUCCUGACGUCAGGUGCAACAUGGAAGAACAAAGAGUAUCCACCUGAGGUACAGGGAUACAUGGAGAGCAUCUCUCACGUACUGGAGGACGUCAGUGCAGUGAGAGCUACUGAAAGCACUGUGCAACACGACACACUGAACUAUCUGGGAAUUGUGGAUUGUGUUGCUCGCUACAGGGGUGUACUAUGUGUUAUUGACUGGAAGACUUCAGAGAAGCCCAAACCAUUCCUGAGCAACACAUAUGACAAUCCUAUUCAGGUGGCAGCCUACGCCGGGGCUUUGAACAAAGAUGGAAACUACAAAUACCAGGUUGAAAAUGGACUCAUUGUAGUAGCCUACAAGGACGGCUCACCUGCCCAUGCUCAUCAGUUGAGCUCAGAGCUGAUGUUGGAGUACUGGAAAACUUGGUUGGUUCGACUUGAAAAGUUCACAGAACAAAGAUCCAGUCCUGCAUCAAGUGUUUUUGUGGAAAAGAGAUGAGAUGUGUGAAGAGAGGUCUUUAAGGCCAUGUCCAUGAAGCAGGUCAUUUCAGUUUAAGGCAACUGAAGCUAAACUGAAAAUAUAGCAUGCUCCCAUGCAGU
This is a messenger RNA of Perca fluviatilis (European perch), 1527 nucleotides long. It is a transcript of the gene mgme1, whose product is annotated as mitochondrial genome maintenance exonuclease 1. Lineage: Eukaryota; Metazoa; Chordata; Actinopteri; Perciformes; Percidae. The transcript is spliced from 5 exons. Gene Ontology annotation, biological process: mitochondrial DNA replication. Gene Ontology annotation, cellular component: mitochondrion. The record is from RefSeq and is a predicted model, not a curated record. Gene Ontology annotation, molecular function: single-stranded DNA exodeoxyribonuclease activity. Bases 386 to 1426 code for a protein of 346 amino acids.